GAGAUCAAGUAUGACAGAGACGACUAUGUUCUGAGAGUGAAGAAAGCUUCUAUUAAUGAUGAGGGCACGUUCACCUGUGUGGCAGAAAACCGUGUGGGCAAGCUUGAGGCCUCUGCCGCUCUCACUGUAAGAGCUCCACCCCAAUUUGUCAUCCGUCCGAGGGAUCAAAUAGUAUCUCAAGGCCGCAUUGCCACCUUCCCAUGUGAGGCCAAAGGAAAUCCUCAGCCAGCUGUUUUCUGGCAAAAGGAGGGAAAUCAGAAUUUGCUCUUUCCCAACCAACCCCAACAGCCCAACAGUCGCUUUUCAGUGUCGCCCAGCGGAGAGCUCACCAUCUCAUCUGUGCAGCGAUCAGAUGCUGGUUACUACAUUUGCCAGGCUCUGACCGUUGCAGGCAGCAUUCUUGCUAAGGCUCAACUGGAGGUUACAGAUGUGCUAACAGACAGACCGCCGCCCAUUAUUCGCCAAGGACCAUCCAAUCAGACACUUGGGGUGGACAGUGUGGCACUAUUGAAGUGUCAAGCAUCUGGAGACCCCAUCCCUUCUAUCAGCUGGCUGAAAGAUGGAGUCAGUCUUUUGGGAAAGGAUCCUCGAAUGUCCUUGCAAGAGCUGGGCAGCCUGCAGAUCAAAAACAUCAGGCUUUCAGACUCAGGGAUCUACACAUGUGUGGCAACAAGCUCAAGUGGUGAAACAUCAUGGAGUGCUUUCUUAGAAGUCAAAGAAUCAGGUGGAGCAGUAGUUGCAAAGAACUAUGAUGAGAAUGAGCUUCCAGGCCCACCAUCUAAACCUCAAGUUACUGAUGUUACCAAGAACAGUGUGUCCUUGUCCUGGCAGCCUGGACUGACUGGAGCAUCACCGGUCUCUUCCUAUGUCAUCGAAGCAUUCAGUCAAUCAGUGAGCAAUAGUUGGCAAACAGUUGCAGAUCAUAUCAAAACCACCCAGUUUACCGUCAAAGGUCUUCGCCCCAACACCAUCUACCUGUUCAUGGUUCGAGCUGUCAGCAGCCAGGGCCUGAGCGAUCCGAGCCCAAUGUCUGAGCCCGUCAGAACACAAGAUAUAAGCCCUCCAGCUCAGGGUGUUGACCACAGACACGUGCAGAAGGAACUUGGUGAAGUUAUUGUUCGACUGCAUAACCCAGUCGUACUGAGUCCAACCACCAUUCAGGUCACAUGGACUGUGGAUCGUCAGUCCCAGUUUAUUCAGGGUUACAGAGUUCUGUACAGACAGACAUCGGGGCUUCCAUCACCAGGAUCAUGGCAGACCCAGGAUGUGAAGGUUCCAUCUGAGCGCAGCGUCAUCCUCUCAUCACUCAAGAAGGGAAUCGUUUAUGAAAUUAAAGUUCGGCCCUACUUCAAUGAGUUUCAAGGCAUGGACAGUGAAUCCAGGACAGCACGAACUUCUGAAGAGGCUCCCAGUGCCCCUCCUCAGCAAGUAACAGUCCAGACUGUGGUAAACCAAAACAGUACUUCUAUUAGCAUCUCCUGGGACCCCCCUCCACCAGACCACCAGAACGGCAUUAUUCAAGAGUACAAGAUCUGGUGCUUGGGGAAUGAGACACGUUUCCAUGUGAAUAAGACGGUGGAUGCAGCCAUACGCUCUGUGGUGGUGGGAGGGCUGCAGGUGGGAGUGGUAUAUCACGUGGAAGUGGCAGCCAGCACAAGUGCAGGAGUUGGAGUCAAGAGUGAACCUCAACCUAUUAUCAUUGGUAAAGAGUUUCGGGAUGUGAUCAUACAUGGAAACCGGAACAACAGCAUCACAGAACAGAUAACGGACGUGGUCAAACAGCCUGCUUUUAUUGCUGGUAUUGGAGGGGCCUGUUGGGUAAUCCUCAUGGGUUUCAGCAUCUGGCUGUACUGGAGAAGGAAGAAGAGAAAGGGUCUGAGCAACUAUGCAGUUCAGUCCUUCACCUUCACCCCUGCAGUGACAUUCCAGAGAGUUGAUGGUGGUCUGAUGAGCAAUGGAAGCCGUCCAGGUUUGCUCAAUGCCAGUGACCCAGGCUACCCCUGGUUAGCAGACUCUUGGCCAGCGACCAGCCUGCCUGUCAACAGUAACUCCGGGGGACCCAAUGACCUGAGUAAUUUUAGUCGAGGAGAUCUUCCAUCUGUACAAGGGGAAAAGACAGGCACUAUGCUUUCUGAUGGAGCCAUCUACAGCAGUAUAGACUUCACCACAAAAAACAACUACAACAGCCCUGGUCAAACAUCCCAAGCCACUCCAUAUGCCACCACUCAGAUUCUCCACUCUAGCAGUAUUCAUGAACUGGCCGUGGACCUUCCUGAUGCCCAGUGGAAGGCAUCACUGCAGGCCAAGCAGGAAAUGGCCAACCUAGGCUACUCCCUGCCCGACAAGAACUCCUGCAACAACACCCUCCUUUUCAUUCCUGACUACCGAUUGGCCGAUGGAUUGGCUAAUAGAAUCCCACACAACCAAUCACAAGAUUUCAGCACCACCAGCUCUCACAACAGCUCAGAGCGAAGCGGCAGUCUCUCAGGUGGAAAGGGAGGAAAGAAGAAGAAAAUGAAGGCUGGCUCCAAACCUGCUAAAGCUAAUGGGUCCAACUGGGCCAAUGUUCCCCUGCCCCCUCCACCUAGUCACCCUCUGCCUGGCACUGAGCUGGAUCUUUAUCCCACUGAGCACCAUGAAGGAGGAGGGUACGAGAGUGACACUUGGGGCCCGCCCAUGCCUGUGCAAACAUACCUUCACCAGGGCAUGGAAGAUGAGCUGGAGGAAGAGGAGGAACGGGUUCCCACCCCACCCAUCCGAGGGGUUGCCUCCUCUCCUGCUGCCAUGUCCUUUGGACAGCAGUCCACAGCUACCCUUACCCCCUCUCCUCGAGACGAGAUGCAGCCAAUGCUCCAGGCACAUUUGGAUGAGCUGACUAGAGCAUACCAACUGGACAUGGCUAAACAGACAUGGCACAUGCAGGGGUGCUCUCUUCCUCCCCAGGCUCCGGCUCCUCCAGUGGGCUAUGUGUCAAGCACAAUGGUUUCCGAUCUGGAGACUGACCUGCCUGAUGAAGAGGACGAAGAGGAGGAUGAGGAGGAGGAUGAGGGCUAUGGAGCCAGGCAUCCCCGCGGUAUAGAGCACACACCAGGGUCCAGCAUGGAUAACCUGGACAGCUCUUUAACAGGUAAGGGCUUGUCCCAUAGGCCACGGCCCAGCAGUCCAUUUUCAACAGAUGGCAGCACAGUCGGCACACACAGCUUGGGGCACCAGAGGGCUACCAGGCCCACACGCAAACCACGAAGUCAGGGCACAACACCCCACCGGAGAGAUGCUGGUGCAGAUGCCAUUGGUUUUCUUGGCGCAGACCUACCUCCUCCCCCUGAGCCCCCUCCCAGUCAGGGGCAGGGCCGCAUCCAAGGGGCCCGCAGUGUAAACAGCAUGGUACCACCUACAGAUAGGAAGGCUUCUUCUCUGGAGCGCACGCCUUUGUCAGGGCCCUUGUGUGGGCCGGAUGACCUGAAGAGCUCCAUUGACAGACAGAUGCGACCUUCACUGGAACAUCAUCGCCACGCUCAAGACAGGCUGGGCUCCAUGGACCGAGCAGAUGAUGGACGCAGGGGACAUAGAUCAGAGGAUGGGUGUCUGCCAUACAGCAAACCUUCUUUCCCCUCACCUGGGGGCCACAGCUCCUCCAGCACCACCUCCUCCAAGGGUUCAACAGGGCCCCGAAAAACUGACGGUCCACGACAGCCACAACAGUGGACCACAACUGAGCAUGCUGAAUUCCUGGGAUCCAAUGGACAAGGACAGUACACAGGAGAGUUAUAGUGAUCUGCCUGAGGUGUAAGCUGGAGACUGCCCCCCACCCCACCCCUGCUUGCGAGGCGAUGAACUUUGUUCUUACCUGUGGGUUCCCAGAGGAGUUCAGCAGAGGGAACCACAGAGAACAGCAGUGUCACAGAACUGUAAAUGUG
Nematolebias whitei (Rio pearlfish) is the source of this 3917-nucleotide messenger RNA. It is a transcript of the gene robo2, whose product is annotated as roundabout, axon guidance receptor, homolog 2 (Drosophila). Bases 592 to 3771 code for a protein of 1059 amino acids. Gene Ontology annotation, molecular function: protein binding. Gene Ontology annotation, biological process: axon guidance; cell-cell adhesion. Gene Ontology annotation, cellular component: plasma membrane; axon. The transcript is spliced from 24 exons. The record is from RefSeq and is a predicted model, not a curated record. Lineage: Eukaryota; Metazoa; Chordata; Actinopteri; Cyprinodontiformes; Rivulidae.